UUCUCAGCUGGUAGUUUUUCUUGUAUGAAUUAUAUAUCCAUGUUGUUUAGCAGUGUAGUUGCUGUUAAUGACGGCUGAAUUUAUUGCUCCGGGUUGUGAAGUUAUUAUGCACCUGUUCUUCGUCAUUAUUUCAAUUGUAAAUUUUAAAUUAAAUUUGGGUUUAAGUGGUGAAGAUUCGUCAUCUCGCGGUUUCAAUUCAUGUAUAUCUGCGUGAAGUGGCUCCAGUGUUUCUGGCGAUAUGAAUCCUUCGAUUGUAGUAGAAGCAUGAUGGAGAAAACUUUUGAAAUGUUUUGGCAGUGUAUUUAUUGCUGGAGCUUCUGCUAUGUAAUUGCUACUUGGAAAUUCAAGCGGGGGUUUAACACUCCAAAUUCCCAAUGCUAGCUCUUGGUUCUUAAAAUUUGUGAUUCUAAAUUAAACAUAUUUCGAGUGGGUAUACAUAGAGAAACCAUGGACAGGGAUACUGGUUCUGGUGGUCCAUCAACACCUAGUGGGCCUACUGCACGGUUACGUAGGCGGAAAGGCUCAAAUGAGGUUCCUCCAGAAGUUGAAACAAAUGGCGAUCGUUUACUUUUCAAAGACCGUAACAAGUACAAGUCAAUGUUAAUCCGCACAUAUUCAACUGUUUGGAUGAUUGGAGGCUUUGUCUCGAUAAUAUACUUGGGUCACCUUUAUAUAUGGGCCAUGGUAGUGGUUAUUCAAAUAUUUAUGGCUAAGGAGCUGUUCAAUUUGCUUAGGAAGGCACAUGAAGACCGGCAACUCCCUGGUUUUAGGCUCUUGAAUUGGCACUUCUUCUUCACAGUCAUGCUUUUUGUAUACGGUCGAAUUCUCAGUCAAAGGCUUGUGAAUACUGUGACUAUGGACAAAUUUUUGUAUAAGCUGGUGGGAAGGCUUAUAAAGUAUCAUAUGGUUACCUGUUAUUUCUUGUAUAUCGCAGGUUUUAUGUGGUUCAUCCUUACAUUAAAGAAGAAGAUGUACAAAUAUCAGUUUAGCCAAUACGCUUGGACGCAUAUGAUUUUGAUUGUGGUGUUUACCCAAUCAGCCUUUACAGUGGCUAAUAUUUUUGAAGGAAUAUUCUGGUUCCUUCUUCCAGCAUCACUUAUUGUCAUCAAUGACAUUGCUGCUUACAUUUUUGGGUUCUUCUUCGGGAGAACUCCUUUGAUCAAACUCUCACCAAGGAAAACAUGGGAAGGCUUUAUUGGAGCGUCUUUUGCAACUAUGAUCUCGGCCUUUAUGCUGGCAAAUAUAUUGGGUCGCUUCCAGUGGUUAACAUGCCCAAGAAAGGAUUUGUCAACUGGUUGGCUUGAAUGUGAUCCUGGUCCACUGUUUAAGCCUGAGUAUUUUACUGUCCCACAGUGGUUUCCUGAAUGGUUUCCUUGGAGAGAGAUUUCUAUUUUACCUGUCCAGUGGCAUGCAUUAUGUCUUGGUCUUUUUGCAUCAAUAAUAGCACCUUUUGGAGGCUUUUUUGCCAGUGGCUUUAAACGGGCUUUCAAGAUCAAGGAUUUUGGAGAUAGCAUUCCUGGACAUGGUGGUAUCACAGAUAGAAUGGAUUGCCAGAUGGUGAUGGCCGUCUUUGCAUACAUAUAUCACCAAUCGUUCAUUGUACCACAGAGCCUGUCAAUCGAGAUGAUCAUGGACCAGAUUCUAAUGAACCUGACGUUUGAGGAGCAGAGAGCACUAUACACAAAACUCGGCCAGAUUAUCAUGGAGAAGCAGUUUGGAGAAUCCUGAAUCUCACUAGAAGCCUUUGCUUUCACUAGCCAUGUGUUUUUAGUUUUAUUUUUGCCUUUUUAUUUGUUUUUUCUUCAUUUCUAUAUGCUUUUGUGAUGUUGAUUUUAGGUUGCCCGUAUUGUAUAGCACAUUUUUGUAGCUUCUGACUUUGUGUUAGUUACUAGUACUUUUUUUGGAGUUUCAGUGUGUAGCAAAAACUUAAAAACACAUUUUGAUAUGUUGCAAAAACAGAUGAAAUAAACAUGUUUUAAUCGGUAUACAAAAUUA
Molecule: messenger RNA, 1995 nt
Organism: Salvia splendens (bonfire salvia)
Lineage: Eukaryota; Viridiplantae; Streptophyta; Magnoliopsida; Lamiales; Lamiaceae
Product: phosphatidate cytidylyltransferase 1
Exons: 12
Coding region: 448-1728 (426 amino acids)
Cellular component (GO): endoplasmic reticulum membrane
Molecular function (GO): phosphatidate cytidylyltransferase activity
Source: RefSeq, a predicted model, not a curated record